AUGGCCACCCUCGCGCCACGGUCGCAUCUCCUCCUCGGCCUGACAAGGCCGCAGCAGCAGCAGCCUACAGCGCUUCGUGCCUGCGCCGCCUUCUCCCGCUCUCGCCACGCGCCACUCUCACCGCGGGCCGCGCAGCCGCGGCGCGUCUUCCUCGGCGUCGGCGCCACCUUCAUCGACCAGGUCACCCGCAUGGCCUCCGGCGGCACCUCGUCCCGCUCUUUUGUUGCCGGAGCGAGGCCGAGGCAAGGGGUUUCCCCAGUCGAGCAGAUUCUGAAGAAUGUGGAGUGGCCUGAUGAGUUCCCUUUCAAGCCUGAGGACUUCAGCCGCUUCGACAAAUCAUCAGAUACUCUGUUCUACUCAGUUCCACGUUUUGUCACUCACAUUGACGACGAAGCAAUCCGAGCUCUCACAGAUUACUACUCUGAAGUUCUUCCUCCAAGUAAUACUCCUGGGGUGGCCAUUCUGGACAUGUGCAGCAGCUGGGUGAGCCACUAUCCUCCCAGUUACAAACAGGAGAAGAUCGUAGGGAUGGGUAUGAAUGAAGAUGAACUAAAAAGGAAUUCGGUAUUGACUGAGUAUGUCGUGCAAGACCUCAAUGUGAACCCAAAGCUUCCUUUCGAAGAUAACAGUUUCGAUGUUAUCACCAAUGUGGUUAGUGUAGAUUACCUGACAAAACCAAUAGAUGUUUUUAAGGAGAUGCGACGAAUACUCAAGCCAAGCGGCCUUGCCAUAAUGAGCUUUUCAAAUCGGUGCUUUUGGACAAAAGCUAUAUCUAUAUGGACAUCAACUGGUGAUGCCGAUCAUGCUUGGAUAGUUGGAGCUUACUUCCAUUAUGCUGGAGGUUUUGAACCUCCCCAGGCAGUUGAUAUAUCUCCUAAUCCAGGACGAACUGACCCAAUUGCUAUCAAGAAACAAAUAAAGGGGAAAACAAGAAGAAGCAAGUUGCUUGGCCCUGAUCGCCUGUACUUGAUUGGUGAGCUGAUGCAGAUAUGGAUGCUAGUUUCACCAAAUUGCAAAUCUAACACAAAACUGCAAACCUAG
Messenger RNA from Miscanthus lutarioriparius, 1041 nucleotides. NCBI's taxonomy places the organism in Eukaryota, Viridiplantae, Streptophyta, Magnoliopsida, Poales, Poaceae. The record is from the annotation of a GenBank genome assembly.